Molecule: messenger RNA, 591 nt
Organism: Lactuca saligna
Lineage: Eukaryota; Viridiplantae; Streptophyta; Magnoliopsida; Asterales; Asteraceae
Source: the annotation of a GenBank genome assembly
AUGUGUUUUCUAUAUUCUACGGGUUGGUGUGAUUGAUCAAAUGACUGAACCUGUACAAAGGGUUUUCUUAGUUAAUCUAGGAAAGCAGGUUUGCUAGAAAUUCUUGCUUCUCCUAUCUCAUCUCACUCAAGUUAUGAUCUUUCUUGAUUCCAUUAGUUCCAAUGACUUGGCAUGAUUUCUCUGUUACAACUUCAUUCCCCUGAUGCAAGUCCAUCAAUGAAUAUUACUGCUUUACGCACUUUGUCACAUACCCUAAAAACUUUUGGAGAGGAGGUUCUUGAUGACACAGCAGUAGCAGCAUUGUCUAACUCCUCGCCUCUUGUACGUUGUGAGUCAACUUUGACUUUGCGUGCACUGGCGGAGAUUGAUCCGACAUGUGUUGGUGGUUUGGUCAGUUAUGGGAUCACUACACUGAAGGCACGAAGAGAAAAUGUGUCAUUUGGGAAGGGAAACAACCUCUGCCUCUUGGUUAACCAAAUAAGGAGAUGGAAGACCAGGUGUUUGAUAUUCUUUCAUUAUGGGCUUAUAUCUUUAGUGGUCGAGGCUAAGAGAAUCAAGCAGAUUCAUCUGAGAAUCUAUCUUCUAAAAUAA